This is a messenger RNA of Prunus armeniaca (apricot), 408 nucleotides long. NCBI's taxonomy places the organism in Eukaryota, Viridiplantae, Streptophyta, Magnoliopsida, Rosales, Rosaceae. The record is from the annotation of a GenBank genome assembly.
AUGUUGCCCUUGCUGGUGGCUCUUCGAGAAUCCCCAAGGUUGCAGCAAGUAUUGCAGAAUGUGUUCAAUGGAAAGAAACUAUGCCAGGGUAUUAAUCUGGAUGAGGCUGUAGCGUAUGGUGCUGCUGUUCAAGUUGCCGUCUUGAGCAGUGUCAAUCUCUUUGGGGAGCUUGAAAACUUCACUCUUUUGGAUGUCACCCCGCUGUGGCUUGGCGUGGAGGUUGGGGAUGAAGGUUAUAUGUCAGUUAUCAUUCCGAGGAACACGAGAACUCCUGUAAAGAUCAAGAAAGAUGCUCCUGAGGAUAUUCCUAAAAUCAGAAUUUGCUUCGCUAUUGAUGCCAACGGCAUCCUAAGUGUAUGCAGAGGGCAAGUCCAUCCGUCAGAAGAAAAGGAUUACAAUCAACUGUAA